Sander lucioperca (pikeperch) is the source of this 4235-nucleotide messenger RNA. It is a transcript of the gene map3k22, whose product is annotated as mitogen-activated protein kinase kinase kinase 22. Lineage: Eukaryota; Metazoa; Chordata; Actinopteri; Perciformes; Percidae. Bases 459 to 2324 code for a protein of 621 amino acids. The transcript is spliced from 18 exons. The record is from RefSeq and is a predicted model, not a curated record. Gene Ontology annotation, molecular function: protein binding; protein kinase activity; ATP binding. Gene Ontology annotation, biological process: protein phosphorylation.
CUGACAUCAGAGGCGCAGCUUCAGGGAGAAACUCAGCUCUGCUCUGUAGUGUGCGUGGAGACAAGCAAAGAGCAGGGUGGUAAAAGAAAAAACUUUCCUCUGGAACACAUCAACCAUUGCAGUUUAUUCCUCUCUGUAAACACAGCUCUGGAUCAUGCACCUGGGAGAAAAGAAGAUCUUUCUGCCUGAACACAGCUUGUAUUUGUAAUUCAUCAGCACUGAGCGCAGUUUCCGGGAUAUCAGCCCACUGUUUUUGGGCAAGAUUUGCUCUGCAUCUGUUGGGAUUUUUCCGCUCUUUCUGACGUUUAUCUGUGAUAACUUACUCUCGCCAAUUAAUUCAUCUUCAUACAUCCUGCAGCCACAACUACAACAUGGAGACACAUUCAUAACAAGGAUGAAAUCUUCGCUUGCAGAGAGAAGUUGAGCUCUGUGCUCGAGUUCAACAGGGCCACUUCCUGAUGAUGACAGUAAACAUGGAUGACGGUCUCCAAAAUGGACCGGGACAGCACAGGAACUUACAAGAUGACGAGGAGGCGCUAAACUCCAUUAUGAAGGACCUGGCAGCCCUGGGUCGCUGCUACACCCAGCACAACAGCCACAAGCCCAAGAACAGAACCUUACUCUACAAACAGGAUUUAAGAGUCAAGCUGGAGCAUGAGAGAGAAAAACGAAUCAUCCCGUUCCAGAGGCCGCUGAAAGUCAAGGAACUGCUGCAGAAAGUGACCGAGGCCUUUGGCCAGCAGAUGGACAUGUUCUUCAUGGAAAAAGAGUUGCUGCUGCCCCUGAAGACCCAGGAGGACCUGGAUCAGGCGGUGCUGACGUUGGGCUGCAGCUCGGGGACCAACGGGCUACUCAGGAUACUGCUAAAGACCCCGAAGAAUUACCUACAGGUGAACAGCAGGGACAAACAGAGCGAGAUGAGGUCAUCACGGUCACUGGGAGAUCUGAAGGGCUCCCUGCUCAAGGGCUCGGAGAGGGUGCGCAAACACUCGACAGGUUCCCUGCACACAGGUCGGACGUCCCCGCCUCCUGGCAGCGUCCCCGAGGAGCAGCAGCAGAUUGCCCGCCAGGGUUCCUACACCAGCAUCCACAGUGAAGGGGAGUUCAUCCCCGAGACCCAUGACCAGAAUAUGCUGGAUCCAUUUGGGAGCGCAGACAACUCACUGUCGAGCAGCUGUCAAUCAAUAGAUCAAGCACUGGACAGUCCUCCUUACUCGCAGAACAACCGUGACAAUAAUUACCUGAACCUCAACUAUGAAUACAAAGGUCGCCAUGGAAAAGGAGGGACUUUCCCUCGCCAGUUCCAGUUGCCCAAUCGCAGCAAGGAUUAUGGAGACCGUCGCAGGACACUUCCGCGCAGCUUUAUGCCGCAGGAGAACCUGUUUCAGCUGGUUCCUUCCAGUCGCACACGCAGUUACAAUGGAGACAGUAGUACGCUGCAGUACAGCGACCUGCGCUCUCUGGGCCGCACCGCUGACAAAAGCUGCCAGCGUGGUACAGCCAAGUCGCCGCGGGCACCAGUCAACUGGCGACAAGGAAAGCUCCUGGGGCGCGGGGCAUUCGGGGAGGUCUACCUCUGUUAUGAUGCCGACACAGGCCGUGAGCUGGCCGCCAAGCAGGUGCCCUUUGAUACCGACUGUCAAGAAACCAGCAAGGAGGUGAAUGCUCUGGAGUGUGAAAUUCAGCUGCUGAAGAAUCUGCAUCAUGAGCGGAUUGUACAGUACUAUGGUUGUCUUCGGGACCUUGAACAGAGGAAACUCACAAUUUUUGUGGAGUUUAUGCCCGGGGGCUCAAUAAAGGACCAGCUAAAAGCCUAUGGGGCCCUGACAGAGAAGGUGACGAGGAGAUACACCAGGCAGAUCCUCCAAGGAGUCUCCUACCUGCACAGCAACAUGAUUGUACACAGAGACAUCAAAGGUGCUAACAUCCUGAGAGACUCCUCAGGGAACGUGAAGCUGGGAGACUUUGGAGCCAGCAAACGUAUCCAGACCAUCUGCAUGUCUGGUACAGGAAUCAAGUCCGUCACUGGCACCCCCUACUGGAUGAGCCCUGAAGUCAUCAACGGGGAGGGCUAUGGCCGCAAAGCUGAUGUAUGGAGUGUUGCCUGCACGGUUGUGGAAAUGUUGACCCAGAAACCUCCAUGGGCCGAGUACGAGGCCAUGGCAGCCAUUUUUAAGAUCGCCACCCAGCCUACAAAGCCUGUGCUUCCCGAUAGUGUGUCCGACGCAGGCAGGGACUUUCUGCGGCAGGUGUUUGUGGAAGAGAAGUGGCGGCCCACUGCAGACGUUCUGCUCAGCCACCCAUUCGUCCAGGGCUGCUUCUGAGGCCGGCGGACCCCCCUCCCCUCCCUUUGCCUGUGAGGCUUCUGCGGUCCUGGGACCUCCCCUCCUCUCUGGCCCGCCCCAUCCCCAGGGUCCCCCUCUCUUUCGUCACCAGACUCCAGGGCUCAGCAUCACUUCAAAUUCCUGCCCUGCCAUCUAUCACCAGUGUCUGCCUUGUCAGGACUCCUGUGUCUCUCACCAACUAGCACAACCUGGAUUACUCACGGAGAGGCCAGGUUGACUGCUGUCAGACCGCCAGAGUCCUCCGAGGCGUCGCAGCGUGUUGCCUCAGGAGGGGACUCGCGAGAAAGCACUUAGCAGUCUCACAAGCUGCAGACUGCAGUCCUUUAACAAGAGCAGGAAAAGUGACACAAGUUAGAGAGCAGUGGGGUCUCAAGCUUUCUGGGUCUUUACUCUCAUUUUCUGUCAAAGGACAGUGUCCAGGUUUGGCCAGACGCUAUGUAAGCGUGACUGACUGGUGACAUUGAUCACAUCGGAUAGUACUGUAAGUAACUCAUCAGUCUCAGUUAGCUGUGUGUGAAAUUAAGAUGGUAAAAUAUUUUUAUAUGACAUACAAUAACACAUACAAAGUCAUCUUAGCCGAUGAGUUUUCUAUUGUCACUUAAAAAAUGUAAAUGAAUUUUUGUCAACGCCUUACAAUAAGAAUUUGUAAGUAAGAAUGUCUUUUUUUAAACAUCUUAGAGGGUUGCAUUACCCUACUUUCAUGGCACUCAGAACCCCAUUUAGAAGGACUGUCAACAUUGCACUUUUGAUAUCAUGCAUUGAAACAUUUCCAACAUGCAGGAUAAUCAACUGAGGAGAUAUUUUUCUAUUUGAAGCAUUUUUUAAAAAAUCAUUUUGUAUGGAGAAUUGUGUAAAGAAAAAAAGAACCAAACUUUUGCAUCAUUGUGCAAUGUCUAUUAAGCAAUACCAACACUACUGUUGGAGUCUGUGACAGCCAUUCCAGCUUCCCAUGCAGUGAGCCUCGACUCCAUUGAAAAAAGUGGCCAAAGAAAAGUUGCAGAAACUUUAGGCUAUGUUCAUGUGCAGUAUUAGUCAUGUUGGAUUGUUUUGUCACCUUAGAGCCCUAUAGCCUUUUCCAUGUUACGGCAGCUUCGUGCACAGACCAAAUCAGAUGCAUUGACGUCACAUUGUGUGUUGAGUAUGAAAAGAUGUGAAGUUCGAUUGAAUUAUGCAUCUCUUAUACAUUUUUGUUUUAACUUCAGUAUGAAUCCAGUCACCCCAUGCCUUUACUUUGCUUUCCACACUAUAUAAAUGGGUCACUUAAUGGCCACUUGACAGCACACCUUGCUCUGAGUGAUGUCAUUUGAGAUCAUAUUACAAGUCGCCAUAAAGGGUCAAGUUGGAAAUAUGUAGCUAAAUGCUGUAUUCUAUAAAAUGGAGGUGAGAUAAAACUUUAACUGUGGAGAUUGAAGUUGGAGGUGUAGUGACUAGCUGUAAUACAGUGGCACUUAAAGAUUGUUCAAAUCUGUUGUGGACCCUUGUCAGUGCCUUAUCUGAAUCUGCUUAUAAACACAAAUGUUCACUGCCAAAGCAGAAAGCUUCUUAAUAAGGUGAGCAGCUGUUCAGUAGAGAGCACACACAGGAUUUGCUGAAGUUCUUUUAUAUGAAAAAAUAAAGAUUAUACUGUAAAUACAUAUUGUUCUGCACUUUUGUAGGAAAUUUCUUUACAUUAUAUACAAAUCUAUUUGAUGAAAUAGCUCGUUAUACAGUAGAUUGUACUGUGAUGUAUGAUUGUCUCUUUGAGAGCUGGCAGGCAAUAUGAAAAGACUGGGAGGCUUUCGAUUGGGACAGAGUGUGUUUUGUCUUAAGUGACAAAGCUUUGAAACAUGAAAUGUAUCAAGUCAUUGAUCUUUUGUACAUUUAACUUAAUAAAUCCAAGGUCUAAAACUA